Molecule: messenger RNA, 3586 nt
Organism: Anopheles bellator
Lineage: Eukaryota; Metazoa; Arthropoda; Insecta; Diptera; Culicidae
Gene: Stam
Product: signal transducing adapter molecule 2
Exons: 6
Coding region: 531-2861 (776 amino acids)
Biological process (GO): protein transport to vacuole involved in ubiquitin-dependent protein catabolic process via the multivesicular body sorting pathway
Cellular component (GO): ESCRT-0 complex
Molecular function (GO): phosphatidylinositol binding; ubiquitin binding
Source: RefSeq, a predicted model, not a curated record
GCUAGACGAUUAUUUCGGAUCGAAAUUGCACCAAAAGCAAACCUUUGUCCAAUAGAUUGCACUUUUUGCUACAGUGUCGACCUCGGUGAUUCCAAAUUACUCAAUCCGUCGAGUCCGUCGUUCCUUUUCCGUGCGCGCUGUUGACACUUGUUUUAGUUUUUCGUAGUGCUCCGCUUGCUAAAAAAGCUCCUCGCUCACCGAAUUCUGGUCACUUCGUCCGGGAGAACAAAAGAAUCCGACCGAUCGUUCGUUCGACGCAGUGAAAAAGCGCUAGGAUAUUGCACGCACCCACGGGCUGUGCAGAAGAAAGUGGCCACCGUCUUUGCUGGUCAUGCGAAACUAGUUUUCUUCCACCACUUCUGGGCGUGUGUUUGUGAGAGUGAUUAAGUGAGUGCGUUCGAUCAUCGGAUCCGGGCGGGCUCCAGCUUCACUGUCGCGAUCUUUCUCCGGCCGAUACGUUCCGUGCUGCAAGGAUUAGCAUCGAAUCCCUGCGAUAACCAGCGUGCGAUUGGCACUGUUACACCGGAACCAUGAGCCUGUUUGGCACAUCGUCCUCCCUCAACCCGGAUAUAGAAAAAGCUACCAACGAAAAUAAUACGACUGAAAAAUGGGGCCUCAUAAUGGACAUCUGCGACAAGGUCAACAGUGGCACGGCCACACCGAAGGAAUGUUUGAAGUCGAUCAUUAAGCGGUUGAAUCAUGCAAACCCUCACGUGGUUAUGAAGGCGAUAACGCUUCUCGAUGCGUGCGUUAAUAAUUGUGGCAAGCAGUUCCACCUAGAAGUGGCGUCCCGGGAGUUUGAGACGGAAUUUAAGAAAUUACUACAAAAAAGUCAGCCAAAAGUGACGACGAAAUUGAAACUUUCCCUUAAACGUUGGGCAGAGGAAACAUUCAAGUCCGAUCCCCAGCUGGACCUCAUACCGUCGCUUUAUAAGAAGUUACGCGAUGAGGGGCACGACUUCAGUGAUCCAUCGGCUACACCGAAACGCGAAACCCCGCUAAGCAAGGACCCGAAUGUGGUCUCUAGUCAACAGGAGGAAGAUGACAUUGCGAAGGCGAUCGAGCUUUCAUUGAAAGAAGUUAAAAUCAGCCAAUCACCGAAGAUGUCGUCGACAGCUGCGUCCGGACCGAGCAUCACAUCGCUUUACCCUUCGACAUUACUUACGGCGGCCCCCGUACCAGAACCAAGAAAGGUACGUGCACUGUAUGACUUCGAGGCCGCGGAAGACAACGAACUAACGUUCCAGGCCGGUGAGAUCAUCAUGGUGCUCGAUGAUUCCGAUCCAAACUGGUGGAAGGGUCAAAACCAACGUGGAGAAGGUCUAUUUCCGUCUAAUUUUGUAACGGCCGAUCUUUCAGUGGAACCAGAAUCGUUGGGCGCCACCGGUCAAGCGAAAGGCUCCAAGAAGAGUGUACAGUUUUCAGACGAUCCAAAACUGUCAGAAGAUGGAACUGGUAGCGGAAAUGAGAAGGAUACGCAGUUACAGAAGCUACCGGUGGUUGAGAUAAACGAGGAGAAGAUUAAUCGCUUGCUGCACCUGAUACACGAGGCCGAUCCGCAGGAUCCGUCACAAGACACGGAAGAAAUGCUUCAACUGGAGCAGCUGGUUAAUCAGAUGGGGCCAUUAAUCGAUGCCGAGUUGGAGCGUGUCGAUCGGAAGCAUGCGCAGCUCACGCAACUCAGCAGCGAUCUCGUGGAUGCCAUCAACCUGUACCAUAAUUUGAUGCGUGAACCUGACCGUUCAAUGAUGAUGUCGAUGGGGGGCGGGCCAGCGGGAGGAGCGUACGGUAUGACCGGAGGGCCGGCAGUCGGUGCCUAUCCGGGUGCACCGAUGCCACCGAUGUACGGAAUGCCUGGAAUGUACCCUCCGAGCCUUCCCGGUGCAGGCAUGUAUCCCAUGGGCCCUGGACACCAGCAACAGCAGCCACCGAUGUCCGGCUACAGUAUGGGCCAGCUCCGACACGAUAUGGGACAGAUGAAUGUUGCGCCGGGUAUGCCACAGUUCCCUGCGCCACAGCAAUCGUCGUUGCCACACCUUCCGCACCAUCAUCCGGUGUCGUCGGUUUCACAAAAUGGUCCCACAAACAGUAUGGCUCCGGUGGCUACGUCAAUGGCACCCGGUGUCAGUAGUCAACCUACGACGCAACCUGCGCCAACUCCACAAUCGAUGCCAAAUAUGACAGUUCCCCAGAUGACGCCACAAUCACUUCCACCAGCACAACUUGGUGCUGGCAGUCACAUGCAGCAAGCCCCGAUUCCGCAAGGCUAUGCGAAUCCCACAUCGCCACCACCGACUGGGAUGUCUGGCCCAGGGGUUCCACCAACACAACUGAGACCUUCGGGACCGCUUAGCUACCAGAACUAUGGUCCUCAGGCAUCGCCACAGCAGCAACAACCCCAACCGCAGCCAGUGCCACAGUCUGGUCCACCUCCUCAGCAGCAACCACAACACGUUCCGGUCACAGGCUCUGGAAUGGGCGUUUCGCUUCCUGCGACGACACAGCCCGCCAACAUGAAUCAUCAUCCCCAUUUGACAUUGAAUGGAGUGGCCAGUGGUGGCAGUGGGCCGGCAAUAGGCCACUAUCCUCCUGUGCCUCCAACUUCAGGUCCCGGAUCUAUGCCUCCGUCUCAGAUGCCACCACAUCACCAACAGCACCUGCAUCAGCAGCAACCUCAACAAACGUUCAUCAUGCCACCGAUUGGGGGCCCACCACAAGCUAUGGGCGGCUAUCCGAUGGGCCCAAUGGUAGGGGGUGGUGGUAUGUUUCCUUCGGGGCCGGUACUCACAAGCAGUGGGCCGUUAUCGAUCAACACUAACCCAGGUCCACAGAACAUUCCCAUCUACCAACAGCAACGGUAAAAGCUGUGCGUUCAAAUUCAAAUUGGCUGAGCCAAGAGCAUCUGCUUUCUGUCCUAAAGACACCCUUCUCGGUUUAUUCCUCGAUCUUUCGCGUAGCUUACGAACUGCAUCGGUACAAGGAUCAUAGAUAUUUGUGACACGAAGAGGAAUUGCUUCUGGGCGGUUCCGAAAGACCACGGGUGUUUCGAUCAAAUGUUUCGGCUCGCCGUCGCGCUUUACAAGCUGAGCUUCUGUGCAUCGUGGGUUUUUGGCAACGAUUGUUUCUUGCUGGCAAUACUAUAAAUAUAAAUGUUUAUUUUUUUUGUUGAACGAAAAUCGGUGGCAUAAGAACUGUAAAAAUGAAUGACGGUUUUCGAAAAAAAACUGCAAAUGAAAAUUAAAAAAUAAUACGAUUCGCCGGCGACGCAUCAAACAACGAUGUGCAGUUACUAUUUUUCGGCAGCCACUGAAAGGAAAUGCUUUGCUCGUCGGGCGAAGCGGCGAAUAACCUAUUACACUCUACAUCCAACCUAAUUCGGGCUUUUUCGGAACAUUCAAAGAAUCUACAAACAGAUAGCGUAGAACAAAAUGGUAGGAUUGUUGUAUUUAUAUAGCGGACGACGAUGAUAGUGGAAUGUGGAGUGAAGUAAUGCUGCGUUUGUCGUUUUUCUUGUAACAGCAGAUUUGCACGACGAACCUGUACCAUAGUUGAACUACAUACCUACAUGGAAAUAAAUAUUCUAAAU